Pecten maximus is the source of this 1727-nucleotide messenger RNA. Its product is annotated as RNA polymerase-associated protein LEO1-like. The record is from RefSeq and is a predicted model, not a curated record. Bases 33 to 1193 code for a protein of 386 amino acids. NCBI's taxonomy places the organism in Eukaryota, Metazoa, Mollusca, Bivalvia, Pectinida, Pectinidae. The transcript is spliced from 6 exons.
AUGACAAAGAGAAGAUUGUGAAGGAUGGACAGAUGAAGGAAGAUGACCAAGAGAAGAUAGUGGAUGAUGGACAGAUGAUUGAUGAUGACCAAGAGAAGAUUGUGAAGGCUGGACAGAUGAUUGACGAUGACCAAGAGAAGAUUGUGAAGGAUGGACAGAUGAAGGACGAUGACCAAGAGAAGAUUGUGAAGGAUGGACAGAUGAUGGAUGAUGACCAAGAGAAGAUUGUGAAGGAUGGAAAGAUGAUGGAUGAUGACCAAGAGAAGAUUGUGAAGGAUGGACAGAUGAUGGAUGAUGACCAAGAGAAGAUUGUGAUGGAUGGACAGAUGAAGGACGAUGACCAAGAGAUGUUGGUGGAGGAUGGAGAGUUAGCAGAUGAUGAACUAGAAUGGAGAUCAGAUGAUGAACUAGAAAGGAGAUCAGAUGAUGAACUAGAAAGAAUAUCAAAUGAUGAACUAGAAUGGAGAUCAGAUGAUGAACUAGAAAGAAUAUCAAAUGAUGAACUAGAAUGGAGAUCAGAUGAUGAACUAGAAAGCAUAACACUAACAGAUGGUCAUGAUGGAAACAUGAGUUUCAGAUAUGAUGGAAACAUGGUCAUGCUGAAGGAAAACAGAGAAGCCUUUAGUGCUGUUAAAGAAAAGCCGGAUCUGGAGCAAGUAAUGGAUUCUUGCAGCGAGGACAGCAACUGCUCGCUGAUUUGGCCCAUAUUGAGUGUUAGUCUGAGAAAGACCAGAAUCUUAAAGAGAUGGCAAACCAAUGACUCACAUAAAGACAGUGAUAGUAGUGUUCAUGACUAUGAUUCUGACAGCAGAGACCCUUCUUAUAAGCCACAGAAGCCUGAUAGACUUGAUGAUGGUGAGACAGAUGCAAGUGACCACAAUGAUUCCAGUGCAUUGACCAUCACCAAGAAAAGAAAGAGCCUUCACUGGAAAAAGAAAGAAAGAAAAAAAAACAGGGUGCCCUGGACCAAAGCUGACACUGAAAUCCUUAAGCGCAUAUUUCAUCCAUGUAUUACAUCAAAUAAGCCUCCAACAAAAAAUGAUGUUUUAUUAGGGACAAGGAAAAACACUUAUGUGAAAACAAUGUUCGAAAAAAGAGGCUGGAAGUGUAUUAAGUAUUACGUUUGGAGCCUGACACAGCAGCAUCAGAAAAAAAAGAUGAAGCUUUUGCAAGCAUCUUCUUUGCGGAACUAAAUCUAUGUUAUGUUCGUCAAGAAAUGUUUUGAUUCCAAUAAUGAAGAGUGUGCCGUUUUUGGUGUUUUACUUUACUUUUAUUUACUUGUGACGACGAAAUGACUCGGUUGAAUUAAUUCCAUUUCUUGGAAGAACCUAGGAUAGAAUUAUCUACGUACAUUUGUUUUGCAUCCAAUGAUGCACUGUAUAUGUACUUAUAUCAGCAAAUGUUAAUUGGUGCUCUGAAUGAGUUAGACAUUUAGUACAUACAAUUUUCUCCUCACAAAAUAUAAAUAAUUUUCUUGCGAAUUCCCUUUGAACAUUUAGCUUGAAUCCUUAUGUCUCCAUCACCGUCAGUCUUUGCCUUUGUGGCAAAAUCCUCAAUGUUUAUUCUAAGGCUUCUUCUGUUUCUUAAUGAUAAUUCCAUUCACUCUCCAAAAUAACUCAUCUUAAUUUGAUCCAGGGAAAUACCUGUGUUUGACAUUUAAGUGGCAAUGCAAGAUAUACAAGCGAAUGUUUGUUACCACUAUUUUUCAUUAAAAAAGAUAAAAUUAG